Giardia duodenalis is the source of this 726-nucleotide messenger RNA. RefSeq lists its product as uncharacterized. The coding region runs from base 1 to 726 and encodes 241 amino acids. NCBI's taxonomy places the organism in Eukaryota, Fornicata, Diplomonadida, Hexamitidae. The record is from RefSeq and is a predicted model, not a curated record. The transcript has a single exon.
AUGCAAGUUGAACGGGCGACCAAGGAGGCUCAAGGGAGUCAAGGAGCUCCAGUGGGGCUGUCCACCAGAUCGUACUCUCUUGGGGUUGCGUUACGCCCACGGAUGCCUCGUGAGGAGCCAAUUCAGGGCCUUAGAAUAGGGACCGUAGAUCCUCCUACAAGUGCAGAGGGCAAUGUGCAUAGUUCCAAAGACACUGCGCAGUUUACACCCUCCCUUUACAUACGCAAGCAGGUGGGGAAACAGGCUCCACAGCACAGUCAGCAACCGGAAGGUCAUGCAUAUUUCAAAAUAGAUAAGCUGGCGCCGUUAACUCCAGAGGAGCUUCUUCAGAAUGCACGGAUACGCAUCCAGCAAGAAACUGCCGCUCUCAUAGAUGCAAACAAGCACCUGCUGGACACGUGCAAUAAAUACACUCCCUACAAGGCCCAAUUGCCAGAAAUAGUCGAGAUAGAAGAAAAGAGAAUGCUCAAUCUUAGAUACCUCCUGGCAGAAGAAGAGAAGAUACGCAUGGAGUGCACGAAGGAGCUUGUUGAUGGAGUGCACCGUAGGUACCUUCCGACAACCAUAGGCAGGCGUGCACCGAUCAUUUCAGACGAGGUGCAGACCGCGAAGCAUUUUGCAGACGGUUUACAAGGGCUACAAGACUCACGAGACGCAGUGCUUCGCUCGCAACAAGAAACGUCUAGAAAGCUGGCCAAAUACUUUGCCGAGCAGGUGUAUAAUUAG